AUGUCUGCCGUAAUAAACCAACGGUCUGAUGCACCAGGGAGCAGUAUUGGAAGUGAAGCGAAGCCAGGUUGGAAAAGGAAGUUAUGAAGAUUUUAUCGAUAUUUUUUCAGUGCUUCUCCACAAAAUCACGGGACACAUUGCGCGGAUCAACGAUGUCGUUUUACUUUCGAAAGAUGACGGGGUUUGGACGGCCAGUGACGAUCGUUCCAUCCGACUUUACUUGAAAAGGGACAAUGAUCAGUUUUGGCCUUCGAUUCACCACACAAUGCCGGUCGCGCCAACGUGCAUCUUCUACAGCGAAGAAACCUAUAGGUUUGAUUCGUUAUUUCCUGCAAAAAUCUUUGAAAAUAUUUGAUUCAGACUCUUGGUGGGUUUGAUAAACGGCCACGUCUACGAGUAUUCAGUGGCGGACGAUUUCAACAGUAUGUCGGAGCGGAGAAGAUGGACGAUCCACGCAGGACCCAUUUCCGGGCUUUCUUUGGCCCUCGCCUCCGAGCUCAUCUUCAGUUGCUCCAAGGACAAAUCCGUAUUUUGGCACUGCUCCGAGACUGCUGCUAAACAAGGUGUGGGGAAGUGAAUAUGUGAAAAUAUCGUCGAAAAUUAUUCUUCUAUUAAAAUUGCAUCAAAAAAUUUAGAAAUCAGUUAAGAUGCAGGAAAUAAAGGCUUCGAGGCAAAAUAGCUUUUUUCAGCUUUGGGAACAUGAAAUUUUUAAAUGAUAGUCUAUUUGAGAAAGGAGUUCCAGAUACAUUUUUUAAAUUUUAUGAGCUUUUAUAUUACAUCCCGACUGCUUUUUCCCUCUUUUUUUAAAGUCAUUCUAAGCCCGUGAGCUCGUUAAAAUGGUUGGAUUAUCAAAAUUUGUUCAUGUUAGGAGGUUAUCACUGCGACAACAGCUGCACGGCGAUGAUCAUCGAUCUACCGUUUGCUUUUGUCGGCGAUUACGGUGGAAAUGUGAUCGUUUUACGGCUCUCCGGGAACAAUGCGACGCUCGUGAGCAAGCUCAGUGCUCAUACAGGUUUUCUUUUAAUUUCUCAUAUAUUUUAUUCAUUUUGUUUCUUGAUCUGCUCGUAAUCUUAAAAAAAACAAUUUUUUCUUUGAAUAUUGACUUCACCUUCAUAUUCGAGCUUGUCCACCAGCAGCUCCUGUUAGCCUUUAAUUUUUUCUUUUCUUUUUUUUUCAGUUUUAACCUUGCGUAGAUAUCGAUUUCAUAGACGAUCAACAUUUAGGUAUAGAAAUAAGCUUUUCGGUUUUUUUUUAAAGCAUAAUUUUUAUAUAAUGGUUUUACGACUGGUUUGGGCCAUCGGAAAAUUGCUCCUGUCACAAUAAAAAAAAAGGUGGAGAUCGUAGAUAGGCCACUCCUCUUUUCAUCCCAACCUAGUCGUGAAUCGACUAUAAUCAAUUUUUGAAACUUUUCUGAUAACACAAUGUACCAAAAACUAAAGCUUUCAACGUGACAUUGAGGAAAAAAUUCCUACUUCUUUGCCAAUUCAUGUGAAGUUUUUCCUAAAUUUUUUUGUCAAAUUCAUUGAAUGGUUCAGGCCGAAGCUUUUGGAUGAUGUUUUUUUUACUUUUGAUAUUGCGUUCAAAGUAAUUUUGAAGAUUUCAACAUUGACGGGUUUUUCGUUUUCAAUGGUUUCGCGAAAUUGGAUUUUAUGAACCGUUAGGAAAGCCCUACAACGGUAUGACGCGCUAGAGGUACUGUUUUUGGAUUCAAACUUUUGGUUCCUAAACGCUUUUAAAAUUUGAGGUUUCGCGCGUAUGAGUCGCACGCUAUUUUUCUAGUAGCUCACGAAAUUCUUAUUGAGAAAUCAUUUUCAACGGAAACACGGAAUGAUGACGGAAAAAAAUUCAGUGGCCACUAUAGAGGCUCGCCAAGAGCUACUUGGAGAGGAAACUAAAGUGGCCACUAAACCCAACUCUAUAGUGGCCACUAUUCCCCGUUUUAGUGGCCACUAUAGAGGUUCUCUAUUUAGUGGCCACUUCAGUAGUUUUUCAUCCAGUUUUCUUUCCAGUAACUCUGAUAAUUUUAAAACAAACAGAUUGGACCAGUUAUGUUGAUUCAUUGACUCCUAAAGUGGCUACUAAAAUUUUUUGUGGUCUAGUAGUAGAACUUAGAUCUCUACAGUGGCCACUAGUUUUUAACCCCUUAAGUGGCCACUAAUUUGAUUCCUAUAGUGGCCACUAAAACGUCAAAACCCUAAAGCGGCCACUAAAUAUUCUCCCAGGAUGAUGAUCAUUUGCAGCCCCUGUCGCUUCUCUGGCUUGGGACCGUGUGAAGGAAGUUUUGUACUCGGGAAGCCAUGAUAAUCUCGUGAUUAUGUGGGAUAUCGGCGGCGCCAGAGGCGAGGCUUAUGAGCUCAAGUUCGUUUUUUUUCCACCAAAAAUAAGGACAUAAGAAUUUAUAGUGGCCAUGAAACAAAAGUGACGCGACUUUGCGCGGCUCCCGGAUCGAAAAGAUUAUUUUCGGCUGAUGAUUCUGGACGGCUCCUGUGCUGGGAUAUGGCUAGUAGAAGGUUCUUUUCCAAUUGGAUCCAAACGCCAAAUUGGUUCCUAUAAGGGUUUUUGAAGGUUCUUCUCUAGGGGCCCAUUUUCCUCCCUCUACAGGGGACACAAAAGCUUGAAAAAGUCACAUAAAUUUUGCCUUUUUUGUCCCCUAGUGCAGCUUUUUUCCCCUUACCCCUAUAGGGACCAAUCUAGCGUUUCUGAGGAUUGCAAAGAAAGGUUUUCCAAGGUUCAAUUGAUACAAAAUGGUAUUGUGGAAACUUUUUUUUGUGAUUCGAAGAAAGUUUUCAAACUUAUUUUGAAGGAAAGGAAAAUAAACAAAUCUAAAAUGAUAAAAGAUGAGAGAGAAACUAAUUAAUUUUCAUUGACUUUUUGCAGGGGCUAGAAGGAGGUGAUCAAGAAGAGUGAAAAGCUCAAGAAAAUCAAGAAAAGCUAGAAGAGUGAUCAACUUUCAGCAUUUUAGAUAUAAAAAGUUUCUUUUUUUAACCAUUUUCGUCCUUUCUCACAAUAGAUCAAGUUCAAGUACCCCUUUGGAUUCAGAAUACUCUCAUUGAAGCUUCAAAGUUAUUUUUCAUUCUCGGGCAAAAUCGGAAGUGUAGAUAAUGGCUGCUAAAAGGAAGAGGCUCAAAAAAGGCCGCAGAAAGGCAGCAAAGUGGCUCCCUUUAUCGAGUCUUCCAUUUUUCUGGCAAUUUAAAGGCUCAAGAAGUAGUGCAAAAAAGAGAAGACAGAAAAAAUAGUGCAUAAGAGCCGAUGAAAUGGCGCAAAAAGGCAGCAAAAAAGGAGCCUUUGUCAUUCUAAAAGGAGAAUUCCUAUUGAGCCUUUUUCCACCCUUUCCGACUUUGCCUAUGUCUGGAUUUAUAUACUUUCAUUGAAGCUUCAAAGUUCAUAUAAAAUAAAAACAUGGGAAUUUUAGAAAAGAAACGCCGGCCUGGAGGACGUCGGACGCUUGCGAAUUGUGUAGCUCGCCGUUUUUCUGGAAUCUGACGGCCAUGUGGCAGAGAAAAGUUAGUUAUUCAGUUUCAAUAUACCUUUAGUUAUCCCUUUUUAGCUCCUGGUUGAACUUUUGAAAAAUUUAGCCUAAAUGUACUUUUGACCUUCUGGUUUAAAAUAAUUAUCCUCCUUGGGCUUUAAAAAAAUUUAUGACGCUUCAAAAGCUCGAAAAAAAAGAGCGAUUAGUUAUCGGUUUCUGAAGAAACUCAAAAUCUGAAAAAAAAAAAUUGAAUAAUCCAUGGGGGCCCGUUUUUUUGUUUACAGUAUAUUUCCAGGUCGUAGGACUCCGACAGCACCACUGCCGUACUUGUGGAGCCGCCGUCUGCGGAAAUUGCUGCAAUAAUUGGACGACCUACCCGCCGAUGGGAUACGAACUGAAAGUCCGAAUCUGCAAGACAUGCCACGAGAAAAUGCAGGACACUCCCCAGAACUUUGAGUUCGUUUUGGUUUUUCGCAGUAUUCGAAAAUUACCGUUUCGCAACAAGAUUUGCAUAGAGGACUUUUGCAAAAAAAAAAAAGGAUGGAAGAAUUUUUCCUUUCCUUGAAGAAAUGGCAUUGAUUUGCUCUUCAGAAGUCAAAAUUAGCUCUUAUUUCUGCAGGACUUAUUCUUUGAAUUUAAAAAUUUUCAUGAGAGAGAAAAAUUAAAGAUUCAUAUUUUUUUGAAAAAGAUUGGCCCUUAAAAAUUCGAAAUAAUCCAAUUCAAGUGAUUUUGAGAACAUUUGAACUUUAUCAGUACUCCUAAGUAUGCUCUAGAGAUCACUUGUUCGUCUUUUUAAAUAUAUUAUCAUUAUUAAAAAGAAAAAAGCUCGAUGAAAUGAAAAUUUUUCAGUUUGACGCCGCUGGCCGUGACCCACGAACUUCGAACCGGCGUCACCGGAAUGUACAUACAAGAAACCCUCGGCCGAAUCGUCACCAGCGGAAAAAAUCUGAUGGUGAUGAUCUGGGACGUCCGAAGCCUACUCUAA
This is a messenger RNA of Caenorhabditis auriculariae, 4454 nucleotides long. The record is from the annotation of a GenBank genome assembly. NCBI's taxonomy places the organism in Eukaryota, Metazoa, Nematoda, Chromadorea, Rhabditida, Rhabditidae.